CGGGAGCGCGGAGACCACGGCCCCCGGGAGACGGCGAGGCGGAGGGGCCCUGGCCUGGGCGGAGAGAGCCGAGCGCGCGGGCGUUCGCGGUUGAGAGCCGGGGCUCCACUGCGCCCCGCACCGACCCCUCAGCUCCAGCCCAGGGCGCCGCGCCGCAGCCGAGAACCUCCCCGCCUGCGCCCGAGGCACGCGCGGCACAGCCAUGAACACCAACGAAGCCAAGGACUACCUGGCCCGGAGGGAAAUCCCUCAGCUUUUUGAGAGCCUUUUGAAUGGACUGAUGUGUUCAAAGCCUGAAGACCCAGUAGAAUACUUGGAAAGUUGUUUACAGAAAGUAAAGGAACUAGGUGGUUGUGACAAGGUGAAAUGGGAUACAUUUGUCAGCCAGGAAAAGAAGACCUUGCCUCCGCUAAAUGGAGGACAGUCACGGAGAUCCUUUCUAAGAAAUGUAAUGCCUGAAAAUUCAAACUUUCCAUAUCGGCGGUAUCACCAACUCCCUCCAAUCCAUCAAUUCUCCAUAGAAAGUGACACGGACCUGUCCGAGACUGCGGAGUUAAUCGAGGAAUAUGAAGUGUUCGAUCCUAGUAGACCUCGACCAAAAAUCAUUCUUGUCAUAGGUGGUCCAGGAAGUGGAAAAGGUACUCAGAGUUUGAAAAUCGCAGAACGUUAUGGAUUCCAAUACAUUUCAGUGGGAGAAUUACUAAGAAAGAAGAUCCACAGUACCAGCAGCAAUAGGAAAUGGAGUCUUAUUGCCAAGAUCAUUACAACUGGAGAAUUGGCCCCUCAGGAAACAACAAUUACAGAGAUAAAGCAGAAGUUGAUGCAAAUACCUGAUGAAGAGGGCAUUGUUAUUGAUGGAUUUCCAAGAGAUGUUGCCCAGGCUCUAUCUUUUGAGGACCAAAUCUGCACUCCUGACUUGGUGGUAUUUCUGGCUUGUGCCAAUCAAAGGCUUAAAGAAAGGUUACUGAAGCGUGCAGAACAACAGGGGCGUCCUGACGACAACCUGAAAGCUACCCAAAGACGACUGAUGAACUUCAAGCAGAAUGCUGCUCCGUUGGUUAAAUACUUCCAGGAAAAGGGACUCAUCAUGACAUUUGAUGCAGACCGUGAUGAGGAUGAGGUGUUCUAUGACAUCAGUGUGGCAGUUGACAACAAGUUAUUUCCAAACAAAGAGGCUGCAGCAGGUUCAAGUGACCUUGAUCCUUCAAUGAUGUUGGACACUGGAGAGAUCAUUGAUACAGGAUCUGAUUAUGAAGACCAGGGUGAUGACCAGUUAAAUGUAUUUGGAGAAGACACCACAGGAGGUUUCAUGGAAGAUUUGAGGAAGUGUAAAAUUAUUUUUAUGAUUGGUGGUCCUGGCUCUGGCAAAGGCACCCAGUGCAAAAAGCUGGUGGAAAAAUACGGAUUUACAUAUCUCUCAACGGGUGAGCUCCUGCAUAACGAACUGGCAUCAGAAUCUGAAAGAAGCAAGUUGAUCAGAGACAUCAUGGAACGUGGAGACCUGGUGCCCUCAGGCAUCGUUUUGGAGCUCCUGAAGGAGGCCAUGGUGGCCAGCCUCGGCGACACUAAGGGCUUCCUGAUUGACGGCUACCCUCGAGAAGUGAAGCAAGGGCAAGAGUUCGGACGCAGGAUCGGAGACCCACACCUGGUCAUCUGCAUGGACUGCUCAGCAGACACCAUGACCAGCCGCCUCCUGCAAAGGAGCCAGAGUCACAAGCACGCUGAUGUCGCCACCAAGACCAUUGCCAAGCGCCUGGAAACCUACUACCGUGCGUCCAUCCCUGUGGUGGCUUACUACGAGACGAAAACGCAGCUGCGGAAGAUAAACGCAGAGGGAACACCUGAGGAAGUUUUUUCUCAACUCUGCACAGCUAUUGACUCUGUUUUCUGAAGGCAAAAUGCAUGCAAGCAAAGCAGAGUGGACACAGAAAAACAUUAAAAGGGUCAUCCCUUAAUACAACAUGUUUCAAGUUAAGUCUUUGUGUUCCCCCAAAUAUUGACACUGUUUGCUUCCCAGCUAGACUGUGCUGAGAGGUGUCUGCAAAUCAUGCAUGGUGUAUUUGGAACCGCCAGCCUUUCCCUCAUACUUCAGCUGUCUGCACCCCCAGCACGCACACUCUUCUCAUGCAGGCUGUUCCUCAGAGCCAAGUCAGUAUGUGAACACCAGCGCGGUGCCUGUGUCUGUCAGUUGUGCCCCAGAACAUGCUGGAAUAUGACCAUUUGUUUGUACUCCAGAUCCAACAGGAAGUCAGCAUCUAUCAUCUCAGCUUCCUUCCUCUCCCCAGUAUCAGUAUCUGCUCCCAGGCGGGCAGGCAGGUGCAGGCCUGGGCAUCUUCCUGUGGUGGCUGGCUGUUUCCGCCUCCCACCCACUCAUGGCCUAGAGCUCAAAAGUGAGUGGACUAGACAAUGCCAUGUGUACCAGAUGGGGGCACCGAGCAAGUAAAUGUGGAAUCGUAUAGCUUUUCCAGCACAGCAGAACUCAGGUGGGUCAUCAGGAACGUUCUCUACUUAUUUUUAGGCAACUGGCGACUUACAGUAUUGCCACAACGGCUGAGAACAAAUCAAUAAAUCGCAUACCCCAGUCUCCUCUCCACACAGUGGUGCAUCUCGGCAGCAUAAAUUACCAACGACUAAAAGUAAUUCAAAGGCAUAAGAUGAUGUGCUGUUUCAUUCACUGGAAAAAUACCAACUAAUAAUGUUGAUUUUAAAUGAUUACCCAUUUACUUAUUGCCAAGCAAGUAAGAAAGUACAGUAACAAAACUGAUGUGGGCGGGCGGGGCAUGUCAGUAAGUAGUGUUUAGCAGAUUCCGAUGACGUGUUUGUUUCCUACAGGCCCUUCUCAAGGGUUUGCAAACCUUGUUUUGUGCUUCUUUGCAUCAAACAAGUGAAGUUUUCAGUUCUCUUUUGUGCAAUAAAUGUCAAAUCAGAGCUUCUUCUAUAUUCUAUUGGGAUAAGUGCAUCUUCCACUCAGUCACUACAAAAAAACCAGAGUUUUCAGUUUGCAUGAUUUUUUUCUUCAAUGAUUGUGCAGAAAAGGAUCCAUUUCUGAGACAGAAAUGUAUUUUUAAAGUCUUUUUUUUUCUUUCUUGAAAUGGUUAUGUACAAAUAAAAUAAAUGGAAGACAGGAUAACUCUUUUU
This is a messenger RNA of Tupaia belangeri chinensis (Chinese tree shrew), 3138 nucleotides long. RefSeq names its product adenylate kinase 5 (gene AK5). Gene Ontology annotation, cellular component: cytoplasm. The record is from RefSeq and is a predicted model, not a curated record. Gene Ontology annotation, biological process: ATP metabolic process. Gene Ontology annotation, molecular function: ATP binding; AMP kinase activity. The coding region runs from base 203 to 1891 and encodes 562 amino acids. NCBI's taxonomy places the organism in Eukaryota, Metazoa, Chordata, Mammalia, Scandentia, Tupaiidae. The transcript has 14 exons.